This is a messenger RNA of Polyodon spathula (Mississippi paddlefish), 2376 nucleotides long. Its product is annotated as sesquipedalian-1-like. Gene Ontology annotation, cellular component: recycling endosome; trans-Golgi network; early endosome. Lineage: Eukaryota; Metazoa; Chordata; Actinopteri; Acipenseriformes; Polyodontidae. The transcript is spliced from 3 exons. The record is from RefSeq and is a predicted model, not a curated record. Bases 866 to 1720 code for a protein of 284 amino acids. Gene Ontology annotation, biological process: endosome organization; receptor recycling; retrograde transport, endosome to Golgi.
UCAAGGAAAAAAGGAGACGGGAGAGGAGAGAGGUUAUUUCCUGUGCGGGUAAACAAAGUGUAGGAAUUAUGUUUGGGUUUUGUGGAAUGGUCUUAUUUGAAAACUGUUCAGCUUCGUCGCGCAAAAAUACACGAUCUUAGUAAACACUCUUGUUUUUAUCUCUGGAUCUCUGGAUUCGUUUCCCGGCCUUCUUGUGUGUUGUGCAGACAACGACACGCUCCGACCGGAAAGGAAAUACCAACACUAGUUGAUGUAUAGACCAGGUUGUAUAUAUGUUCCUGUCGUCGUCAUUUUGUGUUUAACAUGGAAAAUGUUUUUAUUAAAGUUAUAUUUGUUCUUGUUUAAAAAGAUAAUUUGCAAUCAAUAUCUGUUUUACUAGUUUUGUGACAGAAAACAAACACACUGCGCAUGUGUGGAUCCAGUACUAAUUCUCUCCCCCCUCCCCCCAAAAAAACAAAACAGCGUUAACCUCUGAAGAGCCAGUCUGUACAUCGACCACUCAGUCACACAUUUAAUUCUUGUGCAUGAUUACAUUAUUGUUGCUGGAAACGUUGAAAGUGUUUUUGGAUAACCUGCUACAAAAAAAAAAAAAAAAAAAACACACAUCUGAUUGUGUCAGCUUUGAUAGUUGAAAGCGUACAAGUACUUUAAGUUUGGGAACAGUUCAAACAAAGAAAUUCUGUUUCGUGUCAUCUUGAAGAAGUUUAAUUCCCGAUUGAUUGUGCCUGAAAUUAAGCUGUGCGGGUACAUUGAAUGAAAUAGCCAGAACUGCAGAAUAAUUCAUAAACAGAAGCAUGCAAAGAUGGGCUUAUUGCUGUCCAAAGACCUCCUGCAUGGAACUUCCCUUUACUGCCCCUAGCUACUCAUGAAACCCAAAAGUGACAAGAUGAAGCUGAACGAGCGCAGCGUGGUGCACUACGCCACCUGUGACUCCCCGGCAGACAAGACGGGGCACCUGUACAAGAAGGGGGAGCGCAACACGGCCUACCAUCGCCGCUGGUUCGUGCUGAAGGGCAACAUGCUGUUCUACUUCGAGGACAAGGAGAGCAAGGAGCCCAUCGGGGUGAUCGUCCUGGAGGGCUGCACGGUGGAGCUGUGCGAGUCCAUGGAGGAAUACGCCUUCGCUGUCAAGUUCAGCUGCGCCAAGUCGCGUACGUACAAGAUGGCGGCCGAGAGCCAGGCGAGCAUGGAGUCCUGGGUGAAGGCCCUGUCACGGGCGAGCUUUGACUACAUGCGGCUGGUGGUCCACGAGCUCGAGAAACAGCUGGAAGAAAUGCAGACCCUGCACAGCCUCCCGGGCACCGCGCACUCCCACAGGAAGUCAUCAGGGCGCGCCAAGUCCAAAUCAAUCUCAGCUGCUGCUCCCGCUGUGGUGACUCCCGCCAAAGAACCACAGGCAACCUACAACCGCUCGCAUGAGGAGACGGUCCAUUUCACUCCCACCUCGAAGGAAAACGGUGUGGCCUGGGACAAGCCAAACCUUGUGGUCAAUGGAUUGUGUCCAACUUACCAAGGGUCUAAAACCCUACCGGGGAAGAGUUGUAGCAAUGAGGGGGCUAAACCCCCUCCUGUACCCCCCCGGAGGAAAACUGCCACUGGCGGGGUGACCUCCACUUUGGAAAGCCCUGUUUCACCUGGGACCGUCUGCUUUUCAAAGCUGCAUGACUGGUACGGUAAAGAAAUCGCUGCCCUGAGGACACAGUGGCAGCAAGACCAAUAGAAACGAGCUUCCUUAAGAAGUGACCAAGAAUCACAUGUGUGGAUGCUGGAUCAUGGCAACUCUUAUUAGAUGUAAAACUUAUUUUUGGUAGAGGGUGAGCAAUUCUUUUUUUUUUUUUUUUUUUUUUUUUUUUUUUUGUUCCUUUCACAUGCUGGAGGUUUAUUUUUGGGGAGGGGGGGUGACAAUGGCAGCAUUCAAGGUCCUAUUUUAAAGCAUAUGCAAAGGCACAUUGGUAAGAUAUAAACUUCAGAAGAAAGAACAGUUGAUUUCUUGUUCUAAGUAGUUUCUUGUUUGUUAAGUAAUUUAAAUGAUUUAAUUUCUCUGUGUAGAUUUCUCAGUUCCUUGAUGUUGCAAAUACAAAAGAGAUUUUCUGAUGCAGAUACAUCAGUCAGUUAUUCAGCAAAUCUGAGAAAAAAAGCACAAUAAACACACUUGUUUUGCUGUAGCAGAACAGUACCUAAUAGGUAUCCUCUUCAAAAAGAGUGUGCCACUGCUAAUUAUAGCAAAAAUAACAUGCAAUACAGCCCAACACUGCUGGACAGUCAUUUUCAAAGCUUUUAAGUAAAACUUUCUAGUGGUUUGGUUAUUAAAAAAAUAUUCCUGUGUUUUAUCAAGGAAUGAGGUAUUUCAGUGCUAUCACAUAUAUAUAUAUAUAU